This is a messenger RNA of Sphaeramia orbicularis (orbiculate cardinalfish), 3758 nucleotides long. RefSeq names its product family with sequence similarity 189 member A1 (gene entrep2). The transcript has 12 exons. Gene Ontology annotation, cellular component: membrane. Bases 705 to 3125 code for a protein of 806 amino acids. Lineage: Eukaryota; Metazoa; Chordata; Actinopteri; Kurtiformes; Apogonidae. The record is from RefSeq and is a predicted model, not a curated record.
CUCUCCUCCUCUCUUUUCACUAUCAUAGUAAACCUGAGUCCUCGCAGUCCGCCGCCAUGUAGACGCACAGAGUGGCACAUCUCCAAUACGCAGUGUGUGCAUCUCCUGUCCUGGCUGCUAGAUCUGCUGUCGUCUGUGAAAUCCACGGCUGGUGCCUCACACAGGAGUGCGCUGCUGCGGACGCGACUGCGGAUUUCCACGCGCAGAAUUUAGACGCGCAGGAUUUUUGGACAUUUUUCUAUUUAGUUGCUUUUGUUCAGACUUAAAGGAGUGCAGGCUCACCUUCUUGCACAGGCUUCAUGUGUGAUGUGAGUAGUUGGAAAUCCUGCAGAGGGGAGCAUGACAGCAUGACAAUGGUGCGCGGCUGACAGCAGGAUGCGUCUGCUUUGCUUUUUGAGUAUGGGUUUUUUUGCCGGUGAGAACUCCAGCGGCUUAUUUGACAGAUUUUGACGUGAAUCUUUCCACUCCUUCUUCUAUGUCUGUGAAGGCAAACCUCUGGUACCUGCUCCACUUCGCUCUCCUCUCACCUUUCUCUCUCCAUCCGCCGCAGCGCGCACAUCCACAGCAUCCACAUUAAUGGGAUCAUCCACAUCGGACACUGACUGAGUCCCACACACCCCGACCCACGCAUCCUGCUGUGCUUUCGUGGAUGUUCUUGCUCUCCUCUGGUGCAUCUGUAUUUGUUGUCGUAUCCUCCAGUGAAGAUGCCGGUGAACGCGCUGCCCCGCGGAGGCAGCAGCGGCGUCGGCGUCGGGGGCCCGGGGUCCCUGAGCCCCGCGUCACUGUCCCGGAGCCUGUCCCGGCUGAGGGAGUACCGUACCCGGACGAGGAUCAUGCUGGCCCUGGGGGUCUCUCAGAUGGUCCUGGGGAGUCUCAUCCUGGCUGUGAGCUUCGCGGCUCUGGCUCUCACCACAUCACCCAGGGUCCGCCACUCCUGUCCCUUCUGGGCAGGCUUCUCAGUGCUGCUGUCUGGGCUGAUCGGCGUCGUGUCGUGGAAAAGGCCGCUCUCUCUUGUGAUUACAUUCUUCAUGCUGCUGUCGGCUGUAUGUGUGAUGCUCAACUUGGCAGGUUCCAUCCUCUCCUGCCAGAACGCCCAACUGGUCAACUCACUGGAUGACUGUCAGCUGCUUAAGUUUGACAGCGAUGGAGUGUGCGUUUGCUGCGAACUACAGCAGCAAAGCUCGAGCUGCAACAACCUGGGAGAGACGCUGAAACUGAAUCCACUGAGGGACUGCAAUACUAUACGCCUCCGUCUGAAGGAGCUGCUGUUCAGUGUGUGUGCCCUCAACGUCAUCUCCACCAUUGUGUGUGCUCUCGCCACUGCUAUGUGCUGUAUGCAGAUGGUCUCCACCGAUGUGCUGCAAAUGUUCAUGCCACACAGAGCACGAGCCCUCAACGCUGACUGUAUGACCCCCCAUGGAACCAUCCUCCACCAAACACUGGACUUUGAUGAGUUUAUUCCUCCCAUUCCCCCACCUCCAUACUACCCUCCAGAGUACACCUGCACCCCCUCCAUGGACGGCCAGAGAGGCCUGCACCUAGAUUUUCCUCAUUCUCCCUUCAGUGCCAUCUAUGGGGUGCCUAUUAACAGCCCCGGGACCCUGUACCCAACUGACCUGCCCCCUCCGUAUGAGUCCGUAGUGGGCCAGACCCCAGCCAGCCAGGUCACCACCAGCAUUGAGCAGCAGGCCACUGAGUCCAGUAUGUGUGACAGAAACACCACCGCAGGACUCAGUACCCAAGCCUCAGUGGACAGUGCAUCCUUGAUGGUGUCAGAAGUGGCUGACCCGGACCACACUUGCUCUUCAGAAGACCUGUGCUCCCUGGAGGUCCAGGGCUCAGACUCAUCUCCCUACGGUACUCUCCACACCGCCCCCACUGACGGAAGCUGCACCAGCCUCGAACUGUGCACACGUCACUCCUCACGUUGUCACCGUGGUUUGGCAGGAACUGACGCCCGCCCCAGUGACACGGGUUACAGCGAGUCCUCACACACCCAGGAGUCUCUGGAACGCUCCCCAGACUGGUCCUCUGAAAAUUUCAGCAACCUGGACCAGGAGGAUUCUACAGAGAACACUCAUGCAUGUGAGGAACUCAGGGCUUCAAUGCAUAUAUGUGAUGAGCUUGCGUCUGCCAAAAACUUGCCAGAGGAGCCGCCUAAAGCAUCAACACACUCCCUCAUUAAAGCACGAAUGAUGAGCCGGAAGCUCACUCUUCCUGUCACUAUUUCCCCACCACCUCAGCCUUGCUCCCCCACCUCUGUGGCCUCCUCUGGUGGAACUUCAGCCAUCAGCCCUUUGGCUCCCUCUCCUUCCCCGUCCCCUCCCGCCAGGCCACGAGGCCCUAGGCUGUGUUUCAGUGUUUGGUCCCCCUCCGCUGCAUCACAACCCCCCUCUACCUCAGCUCAAAGUGGCUGCUCGCCUUCAGAGAGGCCUCGGGUGCUUCGUGCAGCCAGGAGGUACCGCAAGCUGGCACGGAUCGUCCGCUCCACCAGUGACCCCAUAUCCUGCUCUACUUCAUCAGGAAGGGAAAAUAGUGGCAGUCCCUCUGCAAAUAACCCUGCUGCUGAAGAUUCAACUCACACAUCACCAGAGCAAGAAUCAGCAGACAUUUCAACAGAAGUAGUUGGAGCCAAACCCAGUCACAUAUGUGUUAGGAAACAACAAAAGGAGGGCAGAAAAGUGGACAUCCACCUGAAGGGCCGAACCCCACACACUCACUCCUCCCAAGAACGUCCACACUCUCUGGCUGACCUUAAGAUGUACAAAGACACCAAAAUAUUGGUGGCCAAGUUCCUGGAGCAUUCGAGCUGCAGUCUACCUCCUGAAGUCCAGCAGGUUGUCAACAACAUCAAGUGUGUCAUCAAGUCAGAUGAGAAACACAUGGAGGAGGCCAUUUUUAGUGCCAAUGUCAUAGAUCAGGUGAUGACACAGCGAAUCAUAGGCAGUCCUAGGAAACGUGAAAACGAGGACCUUCACCUCCAGAGCUGCGGUGCUUUAAGCUCAUCCCCGUCCCCUUCCAUGCGCCGUCCCAAACACCUUCCACAAACAACCAGCACCUCUACCAACCAACUGGACUCCCCCGCCUCUGAACAAAGCCUUGUGUGCAGAGAAACUAUUCUCUGACCUCUCUCCCAUCAAGGACCCGGGUCAGACCUCUGAGGUCAUUUUGGGGUGCAGGUGUUGCAGCCACUCUGUGUAAUGCAGAGGAUGUCUGUACAGCUACUAGAACUGGCCAGGCACUGUAAGAUAAUAUGCACAGUUUGACUGCAGCACAAACAGUCUGAAAUGGUUUCAAACUGUAUCUCCUAGUGCCCUGUGAGACCGUGCCAAGUCAUCAGCAGAAAUGGUAGCAAACUCAGACUGAGCCUGCCAGUGUCUGUAGUGGCUUCUUUCUCAUCAGAAAAACAAAGGAAUGUUUCUCCCUCAGGGGAUCUUUUCUACUGAAUUUCAUCUCUUAAGAAGAAACAAAUACACAUCUGGUAAGUUGGAAUCUGUGAGUGCAAGACAAUGGAGAUUAUGUUACAAGUAUUCCUCUUGUCCUCAUAAAAUGCAAGGAGAAAUAUGUUUGUAUUAAACUGUGAACUGAUCUGACUGGGCAUUGUUAGCCAUUGUUUGCAGAAUUUGUUGAACUGUUACUGAUAGGGUGGUGAAUAUUUUGUGGUGCCACUGGUUCAAGAACAUCACAGACGUGGAUUAUUUAACUUACCUCAUUGUGUUAUAAUUCUUAUCAGUGUUACAAUAAAAUAUGGAUUUCUA